This is a messenger RNA of Echinococcus granulosus, 1407 nucleotides long. RefSeq lists its product as hypothetical. Gene Ontology annotation, molecular function: voltage-gated monoatomic anion channel activity. Gene Ontology annotation, biological process: intracellular pH reduction. The transcript is spliced from 3 exons. The record is from RefSeq and is a predicted model, not a curated record. Lineage: Eukaryota; Metazoa; Platyhelminthes; Cestoda; Cyclophyllidea; Taeniidae. The coding region runs from base 1 to 1407 and encodes 468 amino acids. Gene Ontology annotation, cellular component: Golgi cisterna membrane.
AUGGGUUUUGUCGGCGAUACGCUUAUUAUUGUAUUUUCUCAACUCUUCUUUUUCUUAGGAGGCUGGGUCUUCUUUCUUCGUAAACUCUUUAAGGAUUAUGAAGUUCGUCAAUUGACUGUUGUUGUUGUGUUUUCGUUUACCUUUUCCCUCUCUUGUCUUAUGUUCGAACUUGUAACUUUCGAGAUUCUCGAUAUCUUGGAUUCCUCUUCCCGUAGACUUCAUUGGCAGUUUGUGUUAGUUAUCACUCUGUUUGACGUCAUCGUAGUUUUGCCUUGUCUUAUAUCAUAUUACGUAACUGCAACGUUUGGCUUUCUUCAAAAUAAUUUCAAAUUAAGGUUAGGUAGUUCUCUUGUGUUGUUUCUCUUUUAUGGAUACCUGUUUUGGAAACUUGGGGUGUCGUUCCCUAUAUCUAGUCCUCGUCACUCAUUCUUUUCCUUUGAACCAUGCAUUGGAAGGGUUGGAGUUAUAGGUGUCACCAUAAUGGCACUUCUUUCCGGAUUCGGUGCCGUCAAUUACCCCUAUACAUGUAUGAGCCUCUUUGUUCAUCCUGUCUCCCGAGUGGACAUUGAUGCAGGUGAAAAGCGUCUUGUGCAAACUCUAAACAUGCUUCUUGCCAAAAAGCGUCGCCUUUGUCUAGCUGAGUUGGAAAAGAAAUCAUCACACUACGGUAGUGGAUUCUGGGGAGUGAUACAUGCAGUUGGAAAUAGGCUGGGUGGGACCAAUGUUAAUGUUCAAACGUUAAAGGAUGAGAUUGCAAGUCUCGAAGAAGUUGGUCGGCAUCUUUUCUUAGAAUUGCACCAACUCCGCUGUGCUGAGGAGCGAAUUCUGUUCUCACACACUCUCAAAGGCCAAUACUUCAACUGUCUUGGUUACUUCUUCUGUGGAUAUUGCAUUUGGAAAAUUAUCAUCAGCAUAAUUAACAUAUUGUUUAAUCGCGUUGGUCUGCAAGACCCCAUCACCCGUGGAAUCGAUAUUGUUGUACAUUACUUGGGGUUCGAUGUUGAUGUCCCCUUCUGGUCGCAGCAAAUCUCUUUCUUGCUUGUUGGAGUCAUUGUGGUGACUUCCAUACGUGGGCUAUUGCUCACACUUACCAAGUUUUUUUAUGCAAUUGCAAGUACCAAGUCGUCUAAUGUCAUCGUACUCUUCAUUGCUCACAUCAUGGGCACGUACUUCCUCUCUUCUGUGGUACUCUUACGAAUGAAUAUGACGGCGGAAUAUAGGACAAUCCUCACUCAAAUCUUGGGAGAUCUUCAAUUUCAUUUCUACCAUCGGUGGUUUGAUGUUAUAUUCCUAGUUAGCACGGUCUGCAGCACCUUCUUCCUCUACAUCGCUCACAAGCAGGUGACUGAAACUACCUCAGCUCGGAUACUUGCUGACGAGGUCAACUUCCAUUCACACUCCUGCUGA